AUGCCAUUCAACCCAAAUGUGAGUUUUCCAUCUGAUGAGGGCUGGCCAUUCGCAAAGUACUUAGGAGCAUGUGGAAGAAUGGUGGCUGUCAAUUACGUUGGAGAAGAGCUGUGGAGUUACUUUAAUGCACCAUGGGAGAAACGAGUGGAUCUGGCCUGGCAGUUAAUGGAAAUAGCUGAGCAGCUGACAAAUAAUGACUUUGAAUUUGCACUCUACCUCCUUGAUGUCAGCUUUGACAACUUUGCAGUUGGACCAAGAGAUGGGAAAGUUAUCAUUGUAGAUGCAGAAAACGUUCUGGUAGCAGAUAAAAGGUUAAUCAGACAGAAUAAACCUGAAAACUGGGAUGUAUGGUAUGAAAGCAAAUUUGAUGACUGUGACAAAGAAGCUUGUCUGUCCUUCUCGAAAGAAAUUCUUUGUGCUCGUGUCACUGUGGACCACAAUUAUUAUGCUAUUUGUCAGAACCUUUUAUCAAGACAUGCCACGUGGCGUGGCACUUCUGGAGGACUACUUCAUGACCCCCCAGCUGAAAUUGCCAAAGAUGGCCGGCUUGAGGCCUUGCUGGAUGAGUGUGCCAACCCAAAGAAGCGAUAUGGUAGAUUCCAAGCGGCGAAAGAACUGCGUGAAUACCUUGCACAAUUGAGUAACAAUGUGAGGUAGUCCACAGUGAAA
Messenger RNA from Opisthocomus hoazin, 669 nucleotides. The record is from RefSeq and is a predicted model, not a curated record. Lineage: Eukaryota; Metazoa; Chordata; Aves; Opisthocomiformes; Opisthocomidae.